AUGGAUGUUGCAGAAGGUGCUCAGUCAGCGACGGCGACGGUGCACCCACGCGAGCAAGUGGUUCUUCCUGGAGAUCAAGUCAAACUCAUGUGCCGGACGGCCGUGCCGAUAGUGUACUGCCGCAUGGAGACCCCCAGGGGCGGCAAACCCUUGUUCCUGAACCCCAGCACGAAAGUGACAACCACUGGGGAUCCCGUCUACUACGGUGAAGGCUACGAGAAGGGCCAGUGCGGCAUGAUGCUCCAACGGGCGUCAGACCGUGACAACGGUGUUUGGAAGUGCACCAUGGGAAAUGCUCAGAGCGCAGAAGAGCUGGUGGAGACUGCCAUCAUCACUGUCGCCCGAGCACCAGUGCAGCCGCAGAUCUUCCUGACACCAUCGGACUCGACAACGGGAGACGGCAAUCGGUAUGAAUUAGUUGCGGGGAAAUCCGUUCACGCCUCGUGUAGCAUCCCCAAUGGCCGGCCACCUGCCAACCUCACCUGGUUCAUUGGUGAUCAACCAGUGACUGAUGGAUUAUCAAGGCUGGAAGAGACAAGAGGCACAGUAAAUGAGACGUGGACAGUAUCACAGAACUUGACAAGAGAAGUCACAUGGCAAGAUAAUGGGAAAUAUUUACGUUGCAUCUCCCAGCAUCUUGCACUUACUAAUGCUGCAAUGAAUGAAAGUAGAAUCAUGCUGAAUGUAACAUAUCCACCUCAGCCACAGUUAUCCUCUCCGACUGAGCAGUUUGGAUUUGAAGUUGGUAAGGAAGGAAUAAUCAAAGUGCAAAUUCAAGCAAACCCAAUGCCAAGAGUAGUAUGGGAAGUUGAUGGAAAACAGGUUCAAGAGGGUUCCACUGAUCCUGAAAACCACUAUCAAGCAAGCAUUCCAGAAAACUUGGGAGGAGGCACAUGGGAAGCAACCUUAAGAAUCACCCGUGUUGAAGAGACAGAUAUAAAUAAGCAGUUCACACUUAAAGCAUCAAAUUACUAUGGAUCAGCAACUUACAAAAUAUCUCUGUCUACAAGUUCAGAGCCUACAGCUCAAAAUGGAUUUUCAGUGAUGGAGCUUGGAGCUGGCUCAAUUAUUGGUAUUGUAGUGGCAAUCCUCUUCGUGCUACUUGUCAUCUUCCUUGUGAUUUUUGCCAGAGCAACAGGCCGAUGGUGUUUUGCAGGUGGAGUAUCCUCAUCACGAAAUGACAUUCGAGAGUCAAGUGACACAGAAAGUGCUGAUCAUGGCCCUGCAAACAAGACAAAGACACCAAAGAUGAAUCUCAGCUACAUUUUCAGCAAGAAAAAAGAUAAAGUAUCUGAUGAGCCCCCAGAACCUCCCAAGAUGGAACCAGAAAUACAAUCAGCAGCUGAGCCUCUCCAACAGAAAACAAGUCGUGGUGACAUAGUUUAUGCAGAACUUGAUCUGAAAGAUGUAGCGGGAAAACCACGACCACAGGUUCGACCAGAGGAGGACAGGACAGAAUAUGCAGAAAUUGUGUACACAGCGAAGUCAAAAGAACCUGAUCUACAAGAGAAAUAAGAAGAAACUCUUAAAUGUAACAUAAUGUAAUUUUUGUUUUCUGUAAAUGAACAGUCUUGUGUUGAAAUAACUGUGCAUACGAUUGCAUUGCUAAUUCAGAACACAUGCACUAAUGUUUUGCAGCACUGAGCUGUGUUGACACUCACUGAAAAAAACAUCAGAUUGUGAAAUUAAUAACUACAUAUAUAAUUACAUGACAUUAUUGAUAUUAAUAGGGAAUAAGUAAUUUUUCCUACAUCAGUGUCUCAUAUUAAGUGACAAAGCAGCUUAGUGUCUGUAUAUGACAAUCACCUUCGGCUUUAUUCUCUCUCUCUCUCUCUCUCUCUCUUUCUCUCUCUCUCUCUCUCCAAAUUAUUGGGAGUAAUGUCUCCUGGCACUGUAACAUGAAUUCAGAGCUCCACAAUGUCAGCGCCUUAUCCUUUCUUUUCUGGGCAUGUUUGUUUUAAAUUUUGUGAGUGUCAUUCUCUGGUUUGUCAUCUCCCUAUACCUUCCCAACAGGCUCUCCCUUCCUUUCUCCCUUUAUUUAAUUUUUCAGAAUUGGAAUAAUCUCAAGAUUCAGUGUACUUGUAACAACUGUGGCCAUAUCAAUCAUUUCCGCCCUGUAAAGAAAACUUUUGUUCAUCUUCAGUAACGACAACACUACGGAAGUUCUACCAUACUGCAUUUUAAUUCAUUGAUUUCUUAAUUAACUGUUCCUACAGUAUAUUAUUGAUACUACUUUCAUAACUGUCUUAUAUUUGGUUACACUGGUUAGCUGCCCAAUAAGGCAUUAUUUGCGAAUGCAGGCUUCCUCAAUCAACUGCAUUGACAAAUUCUUGUCAGGAAAUCAGCGGAGUAGUAUUUUUCUUUCAGAGUAAUCUUUCUUACUUGACGUCUUCUGGCAAAAUUUGCUUCUUGAAACACUGCUAAAUUGAAAAUAUUUCUCGGCUGAUUUCCCCAAGAAAAACUAUCAAGAUAUUAUUUGUUCUUCAUUAUACAUAUUUUAGCUGUAGUUGUAUGAACAUGUGACAUGAAUGAUUCAUUAGCUUUUAGUGUAAUAAUAUAUGUAAAUAAUAGUGUAAGUUGAUGAGUGCACAAAAUUAGACGUGCUGUUCAUAGAGUUAAAAGCAUUGGAUAGUGAUAGUAAUAGUUCCAGCUAUGAUUGUACAUGUUUCAUAAAGGAUGAAAAUGAUGAAAAAAAAAAUGUGGAGCUCACAUGCAAUAAGAUGGAAUGUCAAGUCUGAGAUUCAAAUAGGAUCAUUAUACCUAUAGCCAUGUCAAGUAGGUGUUUGAUCAUACCAGUGCUGCCAGUUCAAAAGAGUAAUUUGUCACCACAUUUUUCAGUGUCAUUUAUUGCAAAACAGUAUAAAUGUAGGUGAUAGAUGUACCUUGACCACAGAAAAUACCUACACUGUCCAGAAUAAAUUUACUUAUGAAAUUAAAAACACUUUUACUGCAUAAUAUUGCAGCUGUAAGCACAUCAUCCUUUAUGAAAUAUUUGUAUGACAAUGUGGAUAUGUACGGACAAAAACUUAAAGAUCUCAGAACACAGCUUUUCCCUAUCUUUCACAAACUUUUACUGUGCACAACCUAGGUUUUGGGUUCCAUGCCUGCUUUAAAGUGUUAUACUUUUGCAAAGGUGAUAUUAUUGAACACUAGUCUGGAAUCAUCCACAAGCAGUGAGUGAGAUAACUAGAUUUGAUGAUUUAGUAGCUGCUCAGGAUUAUCUCUAUGUUGUUUUUGCAUGGUAUAUCUUCUUAAUGCCCUGAAUGUGUUUGAACAUCUAUAACAUAUUUCCAAACAACCAAACUACUUGAAGGUGAAGUUAGUUUUCUGGGAUUUCCAGCAUCUGUAAUGUUUCUUCUACUUGAGACUGAGCUACAUGUUUUUCCUACAAAGAAUGAGCUACACUUCUUGCACAUGAGCUUGUAAUUCCACUUUUAUUCACCAAGGACUGCGUGCUUAUAACUGAACAAAUGUUUACCUUUUGUGUCAAUAACAUCACUGAUAACUGAAUAAUUUUUAGGUAUCAAGUUGGUGCUGAUUCUGACAAUUUUCUCACAUAUAGCCUCAUGCACUUUUUCUUGGCUAUCAUUUGAAAAAGUAUUAUUGUUAUUACUAAAAUGUUUGUCUUCCGCAGAGUAGUCUACUUUUGAGGGCCAGCGGGUACUUAUUUCUUGAAGCUGUUGUACCGAUAGUUUGUAGUCCAUAGUCAAAAUCAACUGCAAACAAAGUGCCGAAAGCAAGUGGUCUAACAUAGAAUAAGCAUGUUUGUAGAGAACUGGAUGAAUUAAUGCAGCUGAAAUAAAGAAACUCAUUAAUGCACCCUUUUUGGGUAUUUUUGGCUGAUGGAUUAUGGUAUGGAUAUCUUCGGUAAAAUGUACAAAGCUGAUGGCAGUGCCUUGUAUUUCCAUAUUGAACUAUGUAUGUUGCUUACUCAUCAAACAGUGAACAUCCAGGAUAGAAUAAUGACAGUAUUGUGAAAAGUAUAGAUUGCUACUCACCACAUAGUGGAAAUGUUGGAGUCGUAGACAGGCACAGUAAAAAGACUGCUAAACACAUAAGCUUUCGGCCAGAAGACCAUCUAUGAAAUAGACCCCCCCCCCCCCCCCCCCCCACACACACACACACAGAUAUUCACAGGUCAAACACACAUGACCACUGUCUGUGGCUUGACACUUAGAGACAGUGCUCUGCAUUUGCGUAAAUGUGUGUCUUUUUGUUGUGCCUGUCUGCUACCCUUUUCAUAAUAUUACUUAUUCAUUAUCUUUAUGGAGGUAUGAUGUUACCUUUUAAUUCAUUUCCACGAAGACAACACAUCAUCUACGCACCUCUAUGAGUGCUGUGUUCACUUACUCACUGCUUCUGGAUAACGCCAAAUGUAUUAAAUAAAAUUCUAGUCCAUUCUCCACAUAUUGUGUUUACUUAGUAAAUAAUAUUACUUCAAGGUUAUAAAUUUUGUAGUAACACUAACCAACAUAAAAAACUGCCUGAAUAGUGGGAGCUCCCCAUUCUGUAUGUUCUGUAGAAAAUAAUGCACUAUUUUAAAAAAUGUGAAGUGAUCCCACUCUCCGUUCAUCUUUUAUUCCAAGUUACAUAUUGCAACAUUAAUUUUCUGAGAUAGUCUAUAAUUCAAAACAUAUUUAUAAUUGCUGCUUGUUUCUUUUAGAGGUUGUUGACUCUGCUUGUUAACACAACAGUAUGCAUGAAUAACAACUUUGCAACAGAGUAACACUAACAUUACAGGUCCAAAACAUAGCACAGGUAAAAUAAAAGUUUGUGAAACCUAGGUGAAAAUGUGUUUCCUUGUGUAAUAAUUACAACAUUCCAAGUCAAUUAAAACAUAAUAUAUCUUGUUAACAUGGAUCAUAACACUUGUGGGCAUCCCAUCCAUGUUGCAGUGUCACUGAAACUGCUAAUUUUUGAGAAAUCAAAAAUAAAUAAAAUCUGAAAUUUGGCCCAUCCAGGAAUCAGCUAGUAAGAUUCAAUUAUUUGUUUCCAUAUUUAGUGCUGCUAAAAGUAAUAAAAAUGCCUUAGUUCAUUUUUAAGCUGAAAAAUAGCAUAUUAUGAACAGUAGUUUUAUGAAACACAGUUCAUGCAUUCCAGAUGAGUACAGUCAGUUACAAAAUUGAAAAAUCAGUGAAUGCAAGAGCUGUAUUUUAAUGGUCGACACUAUCCUUCACAUACAGCUUUCAAUAAUGAUGCACUUGUAUCCUCAUAA
Schistocerca nitens (vagrant locust) is the source of this 5215-nucleotide messenger RNA. It is a transcript of the gene Fas3, whose product is annotated as fasciclin-3. The transcript is spliced from 12 exons. Lineage: Eukaryota; Metazoa; Arthropoda; Insecta; Orthoptera; Acrididae. The record is from RefSeq and is a predicted model, not a curated record. The coding region runs from base 1 to 1515 and encodes 504 amino acids.